Messenger RNA from Selaginella moellendorffii, 1389 nucleotides. RefSeq lists its product as uncharacterized. NCBI's taxonomy places the organism in Eukaryota, Viridiplantae, Streptophyta, Lycopodiopsida, Selaginellales, Selaginellaceae. The transcript has 3 exons. Gene Ontology annotation, biological process: guard cell differentiation; stomatal complex development. The coding region runs from base 650 to 1231 and encodes 193 amino acids. The record is from RefSeq and is a predicted model, not a curated record.
CUCCAUCUCUUCUUUGUGAUUUGAUCCAUCGCCACCAUCGAGGCAUCGCGAGAGCUCUUGUCAAAGCUGUCUGUGAGUGAGGGACGUUCUUCAACUUCCUGGAGUGAGAGAAAGAGAAAGAGAGCUUCUUCCCGGGGGAGUAUCCCUUCCUUCUUACCGCUUCCUGAUCUCGCGAUCUGCGUUGCUUUGGGGCGGCAGUAACAAAAGUACUUCCCUUUGCUCGCCAUCAAGUUUCUCGUUUGCGGUACGAGUAACUGCUCGAGAGGAGAUCAGCUGGAGAGAGAGCUUUUCGACGACCAAAGGAAUUGAAUUGCAUUGAAUUCAAGCAGGGAGGAAUUCAGGCAAAAGGCACAGCAUAGCAGCCAGGCCAGCAGCAUUCUAGCAGUAUAUAGCAGCAGCAGAAUCAGUGCUCUCUCACCUCCUAGCACAGCAACAGGCCCAGAGUUAUAAAUGGUUUGCAGUUGGAAAGGCCAAGGUACAAGCUCCUCCUCCCCUUCUUCCUCCUCCUCUUCCACUCCCUCCUCCUGAGAUCAGCAACCUGGUUGUAGGAAUUCCCAGCAUUUAAAGAUCGUGGAGGAGUAGCGGAGAAGAGGGGGAGAUCAUCACUUGUGCAAGUGAUCAUCAUCACCUCCUCUCAAGGAGCUUUGACAUGAUCAUCAGACAAGGCCGGCCUGCGCAGGCGGAAGUGGAGACGGAUCGUCACUCAUGCUGCUCAUGUUGCUGCACACCUGAUGAUCAAAUGCAACCGCAGCAGCGGCAGGAGUCUCAGCCUGGUUUCGAUCAUCACAGGAUGAUCAUGACCAGGAGCAGCAGCAGAAGAAGAAGAUGGACAUCAGUCUGUUGUCUCUUCUUGCUGCUUGCUCUUUCUUCCAUGGGAUCAGCAGUGGCUGACCCAACAUUGUCAAGAGGCAGCAGGAAGUUGCAACCAAUCCAUGACAAGAGAUUAGCACCAUCAUCAUCAGUAUCAGCAAGUGCCGAAGUCCAAGAUCACAAGGAGAGGACCAAGCUGGAUUUCCCAAGCCCAAACAGGAGGAGCCCAUCUGCUGGUGACAAGUCCAGGAGGGAUUUGAGUGGGCUGGGGUCAUCCCCACCACAGUGCAAUUCCAAGUGUGGCUUUUGCUCCCCAUGCAGGGCUGUGCAUGUUCCAAUCCAGCCAGGCUUUGUGAGAACCACAGAGUACUACCCAGAGGCAUGGAGGUGCAAAUGUGGCAACAAGCUCUACAUGCCAUGAUACUUACACACACCUAACUCUUUAGAGGAGAAGAGCUUAGCACAGGUUUAUAUUAAUGAAAUACAACUAGUUUUGGAAAGCUCAGUAGUAGGAAAACAAGACAAGAAAAUGGAUUUGAUGGAGAAGCUCUGAGAAAUGAAUGUUGCCUCUUCAAAGUC